AUGGGGAGGGAAAGCAAUGACCAGGCGGUUGUUGGUUCAUCAAUUGUAUUGCUGCAGGAGCGGUUUAAGAAGCUGCAGAGAGUUAAGGAAAUUCAAGAAAAGAGACGGGUGCUCGAGUUGUUACCUCAGUCUAUGAAAGAAGGCUGUACAGACACCUCAACAACGGUAAACACGAGCUUUUCAAUACCCCAAACAUCUCUCGAUAAUGACCCUCUCGAGCUCGGGCUCAACUUCAACGGGGCGCGAUUCGGAACCAUCAAGGGCCAACAGUUCUCUUUGAAUGCAAAGGGGAAUCGUAAUUUCUUUGAUAAAACUGAUGUUGUCGAUACUUCUCUUCAUCUCUAA
This is a messenger RNA of Andrographis paniculata, 345 nucleotides long. RefSeq lists its product as uncharacterized. The coding region runs from base 1 to 345 and encodes 114 amino acids. NCBI's taxonomy places the organism in Eukaryota, Viridiplantae, Streptophyta, Magnoliopsida, Lamiales, Acanthaceae. The record is from RefSeq and is a predicted model, not a curated record. The transcript has a single exon.